CAGUCCCCUGUGGCGCGCGGCGAUGACUGGGAGGGCUGAGUUGGGUGGAGCGGCACUUCAAGCUGAAAGAAGCCGGGCUCUGUAAGGCCAUGUUUCGCAGAGUGCUGCGUCUUGGCUUGACCCCGGGCCGCCCAAAUCGGGGCCUACGCACACGCAGAGGAGGCUUUACUCUGGAUUGGGAUGCAAAGGUGUCUGACUUUAAGAAGAAGAUUGAGUGCAUCCUACCUGGAAAGCAAUGGGGAAUGCCAUUCGACACCAGCUACCUGCCCCCAAAACAGUCAGAUGUGGUCAUCAUAGGAGGUGGGAUCCUUGGUCUGUCUGUGGCCUUUUGGCUGAAGAAGCUGGAAAGUCAACGAGGUGCCAUUCGGGUACUGGUGGUUGAACAAGACCACACGUUUUUCUUUUCACAGUAUUCACGGGCUUCCUCCACAGGACCUUCUGUGGGCGGGAUUUGGCAGCAGUUUUCUGUGCCUGAGAAUGUCCAACUGUCCCUCUUUUCAAUCGACUUUCUACGGAACAUAAAUGAAUACCUAGCUGUAGUGGAUGCCCCUCUUGUGGACCUCCAGUUCAACCCUUCAGGCUGUCUCUUGCUAGCUUCAGAAAAGGAUGCUGCCACUUUGGAAAACAACGUGAAAAUGCAAAGGCGGGAAGGAGCCAAAGUCUGUCUGAUGUCUCCUGAGCAUCUACAGAACAAGUUUCCUUGGAUAAACAUAGAAGGAGUGGCUCUGGCCUCUUAUGGGAUGGAAGAUGAAGGUUGGUUUGAUGCCUGGUCUCUGUUCCAGGGUCUUCGUCAAAAGGUCCAAUCAAUGGGAGUCUUACUCUACCAGGGAGAGGUGACACGUUUCAUCACUUCAUCUAGCCAAAUGGAGACCACAACUGGGGAACAGGUAGUCUUGAGAAGGAUCCAUGAAGUCCAUGUAAAAAUGAACAAUAGCCUGGAGUAUCAGCCAGUGGAGUGUGCUGUAGUGAUCAAUGCCGCAGGAGCCUGGUCUGGGCAAGUUGCUGAGCUGGCUGGUAUUGGGAAGGGACUGCCUGGCACCCUGCAGGGCACCAAGCUACCUGUGGAGCCAAGGAAAAGGUAUGUGCAUUUAUGGCACUGCCCCCAGGGACCAGGUCUGGAGACACCGUUGGUUGCAGACAUCAAUGGAGUCUAUUUUCGACGGGAAGGAUUGGGUAGUAACUACCUAGGUGGCUAUAGCCCCACUGAGGAAGAAGAACCAGACCCAACAAAUCUAGAAGUGGACCAUGAUUUCUUCCAGAACAAAGUGUGGCCCCAUUUGGUCCAUAGGGUGCCAUCUUUUAAGACUCUAAAGGUACAGAAUGCCUGGGCUGGCUAUUAUGACUAUAACACUUUUGACCAGAAUGGCGUGGUGGGCCCCCACCCACUAGUUGUCAACAUGUACUUUGCUACCGGCUUCAGUGGCCAUGGACUUCAGCAUGCACCUGGCAUCGGUCGAGCUGUGGCAGAAAUGAUACUAGAGGGUCAGUUCAAGACCAUCGACAUGAGCCCCUUCCUCUUCACCCGCUUUUACUUAGGAGAGAAGUUACAAGAGUACAAUAUCCUAUAAGAAUGGAAACUUCUCUGGGCCUCACCAGCCCAGGUGUUGCCUCACAUUGGCUGUGGUCACUGCCCUAGUCUCCUCAGGACUGUGUCAGGGCUGCAUCCCUUUCCUCACCAUCCUCUAAGCCAGGCCACUCUUCCCCAGUGUCUCUGGACAUGGGAUGGACAUAGGCACAGAGACCCAGGCCAAUGGAAAGUGAUGAAAUGGGACCCUGGGACUGACUGUAGCCCAGGCUGAUGCUAUCAUCCAAACAGUUCUGCUGACAUCCUGAGUAUGGGACCCAGAACUGACCUCCUCCUUUCUGACUCUCUGGUCAGAGCCCAGGCACACAGCAUUCUAGGAUUGCCUGGCCCAAAUUUAUUGACUCAUGUGAAAACCUAUUCU
This is a messenger RNA of Phodopus roborovskii (desert hamster), 1946 nucleotides long. RefSeq names its product FAD dependent oxidoreductase domain containing 1 (gene Foxred1). Lineage: Eukaryota; Metazoa; Chordata; Mammalia; Rodentia; Cricetidae. The transcript has 11 exons. Gene Ontology annotation, cellular component: cytoplasm. The record is from RefSeq and is a predicted model, not a curated record. Bases 90 to 1568 code for a protein of 492 amino acids. Gene Ontology annotation, molecular function: oxidoreductase activity.